Xylaria bambusicola is the source of this 2961-nucleotide messenger RNA. RefSeq lists its product as uncharacterized. Gene Ontology annotation, cellular component: nucleus; cytosol; cytoplasm. The coding region runs from base 342 to 2747 and encodes 801 amino acids. Lineage: Eukaryota; Fungi; Ascomycota; Sordariomycetes; Xylariales; Xylariaceae. Gene Ontology annotation, molecular function: protein tyrosine/threonine phosphatase activity; MAP kinase tyrosine/serine/threonine phosphatase activity. Gene Ontology annotation, biological process: negative regulation of MAPK cascade; protein dephosphorylation. The transcript has a single exon. The record is from RefSeq and is a predicted model, not a curated record.
CAAGUAUAGGAUCCACGUUGUUCUGACCGACAGAACGGGUUUAUUUUGAGACUGCCAACAAGUAGGAGCGAGGUGCAUGAGCAGGAUUCAGCAGCGCUGUCCAACUUUAGGUCUUGGCCUUACCGCCUUUUCCAUGAUCGCAUUCCUUUCACCACCGUCAUACAUACACUAUACCCUUUAAACAUACUGACAGACGCUUCCCGAUCCAGCCAGCGUCGACGUUGCUAGGCGAACCACAACUCAACGGAAGGAGUAGAGGACGGCAUCAACACUCUAGUGUGUGGAUUAGAAGAGAGCUGGGCGUUUCAACCACUGGGUUGCGAUUCUUUCCCACCAUCAAUAUGCCUUCCGCCGCCGCUCGACGCAUGUUCGAGGAUCAGCUACCCUCUUUUAUGUCUAUAAUAGACCCAGAAAGUGAAAACAUUGGGGAUAGGGAGUUGGUUACCGUCGUGGAGCCCAAGUUCAUGGAGAUGGAAUCACGCUAUGCAUCUAAAAACGUGGAUCAGAAGGCUCCCCAGCCAACAAACCAACAUCUUCGACCAGUCCCAUCCGACUCGACUCACCGGCACCAUGACAGCACGUCAACCCAGAAUUCGGAUUCCGCCGACUCCUCUCCCACCCUUACCACAGAUACUUCUUCAUUGUCGGAUCCGUCACCCUCAUCGUCGCCAGACUCGCCAGUCAACUUAAUACCUCUAAAUUCUUUUCCUUUAAGUACAUUUAGAGAAAUCCCUACUAUGGACGGUCUUCAGAUCGACCGCAAUACGAACACGAAUGCCUCAGAGCGGCCCAUGACAUCACCCGGCCCCCGGAAACCGAGGAAUAUGAAAGGCUUAUCCAUACAGCCACCAUUUGCAUCGUCCUCGAGCAAUACUUUGGUCUCUGAGCCUUCAUCUCCUUGCUUUAUCAAGCCUAGAAUACCCGGGCCUCGGAAAAAACCUAGUCUACUCAGCCUUAAAACUGAUUCCCAGGGACUGAAUCUUCGGCCAAUGGCUUUGGAAGUGCCAGGUUCGCCUAGCCUACCGCCUAUGUUACAGCGGAGGUCUUUGAAGCAUUCGACGUCAUCACCUCAUAUGCUGUCCUCAAUGAAGUCAGCGACAUUUGGCCCGGCUGGUGGAAUGACAUUCCCUACGGUUUUCGAGCGGGGGACUUCUGGCUUGUCGGAAGUAUUGCGUCCCACAAGGCUAGGAAGUAUCAGUGAUGACUGUGGUUCUACAAUACCAGAGGAGGAUUCCCCUAUAAAACCACAGAUGGCAAAUCGGGCAGCUAUGGAUUUUGAGCCUUUCCGUGACGAAUCGGAGAUCAAUGAGGACCAAAAGUCCCCAGGGUACCCCGAUGGCCCGAUUGCGAUAUACAACGACAAUGUGUAUCUUUAUCUAGAACCCACUGCUGAAGAAGCAUCCAAAUUCGACGUGGUCAUUAAUGUGGCUCGUGAAGUCCACAAUCCAUUCGCAGCCUCGAAAACCAGAAAUGAUAGCGUAGCAAGUUCGGGGUCACCGGAGGCUAUGAUCGAGUCGCCAAUACCGGAUACAGCAAUGACGAAUGAUAGUUUUGCAACAGCUUUCGAAUACCCACCUCGUGAGGAGCCCAGCUCGGAAACGCCCACGACGCCCAAAGCAGCCCCAUGGAAUGAGCCUGAAUAUAUCCAUAUGCCUUGGGACCAUAAUACUGAUAUUGCUACUGAUUUAAUGAACCUUUGUGAAACAAUUGAUAAGCGCACCAAAGAAGGGAAGAAGGUGCUUGUUCACUGCCAGCAAGGUGCGAGUCGCUCAGCUAGCUUGAUCAUCGCAUACGGCUUAUAUCAGGAUCCGGGAUUGAGCGUUAACGACGCUUACCAUGCAGCUCAAGCGAAAAGUAGAUGGAUAAGCCCGAAUAUGCGGCUCAUGUACUGUUUACAGGAUUUUCAGAAGGAAGUUUCAAAAAAGAGAGCGCCCCGGUCUAGUGCUGGUCCUAGGAGCGGAAGAAGCCCGACGAAACAUCGACUUACGCUGUCGGCUGAUGCUAUAGGUGUUAAACCUAAAGAGCCUAUGACCGCGCCAUUGCCCGAUGAAGAGGGUACAUCGAAGGGGUCCAGCCUGGAUCGGAACCCGUUUCAUUCCCGUGGAAAAUCGACGUCCAAUAUUGAGGCAAUCUCUCCCGGGCCUUCAUCUGCACCAUCUAGUUUUUCAUGGUCAGAAAACGAGCAAGGAAAAAAGCAGGAAACCAUUGGUCGCUUUAAUUUUGGGGAUACACUCGAGCCACCAACGAUGUUUGAGCCGAGCCCGGAACCGCGGCUGCAAUCGGCAUUUCCCCCUAGGUCAUCGUCCUUCUUCAAGCCUCCGCCAUCUCCUGGGUUUCCUCAAAUUGGGUUCUCUCAAAAUUUCCCUAGCGAACCUUUCAACUUUGGCUUUCAAGAUCACAAUAUAGGGUCUAAGCGGCAGAACCCAUUCAGUAACCAUGAUGAGAUAUUGCCUCACCGGAGCAUCUCAAUAACUUCAGCUCUGCCCGACGAUGAUGAUAUCAUGUCUCCACGGGUUGAGACUAUGACAAACAACCCACUCCAUGAUUCCUUCACCGAAUUGUCUGGGAUGAAGUUUGUCGUCGAAUCGCCGCCAACACCCACCGAGGGUCUCUUUUCUCCACGGGAAACUAUGUUUCCAAGAAAUCCCUUUUCUCCUUUCGGACGCCCUUCACAGACGGCCGAUCCACGAAGUCCACCUACAAGGGGAGAAACGCCGAUAACACGAUCUAUCGAUGAGAUUUUAUAGCCUUCGAUAUGACUUGGCACCAUAUUAUUCCGACUACUCACCCAAGUACCAUACCAACUACAAGGAACCCUGUCUUUGGUGUCUCAUUUGUCUAAAUUUACCGAACCAUCGUUGUCGUCACCUUAUUUUCGUUUUGUCUUUUUUCCUUUUUUUCUUUUUCUGGAUUUACAGCAUUACCGAGUACCGGAUCGGCGAUACCGGAUACCCCGGGCGG